Messenger RNA from Fulvia fulva, 3207 nucleotides. RefSeq lists its product as uncharacterized. The coding region runs from base 1 to 3207 and encodes 1068 amino acids. The record is from RefSeq and is a predicted model, not a curated record. The transcript has a single exon. NCBI's taxonomy places the organism in Eukaryota, Fungi, Ascomycota, Dothideomycetes, Mycosphaerellales, Mycosphaerellaceae.
AUGCGUUUCAUCAAUCGCGGCAGCCCGGGCACAUCGCAUGAGCAUGUCAACACCACGGCAGCGAACGUGGUCCUUCAAAUUGGACCGAAGAAGAUGCCCAUCAAGGCCGACAGACUACGUGGCGCCAGUCUUCGCCUGUGCUCUAGACGGCAGAGUGAGCUUCAACUAUCGACGCAAUCGAUCCACGACGAGGAGAAAGCGAUUGACGCCUUCUCACGCAUGGAAGAAGAACUUUCUGGCACUACGUCAAAUGGAAGCGACGGAAGCACCAUGCCAUGGUCUCCCGACUCGUACGGGAUGCCUAGUCAGCAUAUCCCAGCCAACACGCAUAGAAUUCCCCGGGGGCCGCUUGAACAUGAUUACCAUACAAACCCUCCGCCUGCCUACACAAAGCAAAUGAAAAGCCAACAGACCGCCGAAUCAGCUGUUCGCGACAUGGCCCUGCAUAAGGGAGGCCCGACCAUUUUCGACUCGUUGCGUGAGGCUCCACCGCGCAGACAUUCGUCUCUGGCAAUGAAGCAACAUCAAGUGUCUAAACGCAGCAGCAAAACGACAGGACCCACUUCAUCCGGGCCAAAGAAGCUCCAUCUGGUACACCUGUUUCCCCAGCCCAGGCCUGCGACCGGUCGACUGAUGAGUCCGGCGAAAUUUCAGCACUCCCCAACAGGACUGAGUGAUCGCACCAACUCGCCACUCCCACCACUGCCAGGCGCAGGAUCAAGCUCUGAAAUGCGCAAGUCAGAUAGAGCUCACAACCCGACCCCGUCCCUGCCACCAUCGACAAGUGCUUCCGGGACAGCCGGCAGAGGCAGCAGGAGCAAGGUUUUCGACGAGGAUAUCUUCGACCAGCACAAGACGCACGUACGGAGGCCUCCGAAAGGUAUUCAAAAUUGGUUCGACGCAUUCUCAGACAACGAUGAAGAUGAAGAUGAUGUGUCUGAGGAAGAGGUGCAAGCGGACAAGGAGCCAUCGCCGGAGCCUCAAGAGUUACCUGCGGAAGAUGUCCUACCUUCAGCUUAUCUACCGCCAAGUAGGCACGCUUCGAGGGUGGAUUACAAUGACCACCAGCAUCAGACACGUUCACUGGAGCAUCUCCAAGACACGCGCUAUCGGCAUGAACCAGUGCAAGAGCGAGGCCAUGUCCACAGGAGUGAAACCACCCGGUCGUGGGACAGCAUACAGUCUUCGCAUAUUGGAGGCGCGCGACAGUCCGUAAGCGACGUCAGACUGCACUCACACUUGGCGACAGAUCAAAGUGUACUGUCGGUGUCUGAAUCGGAGUACACUGACGAGGACGAUGGAGGUCAAGGUGAUGAGCGGGUGGACAGCGUUCGCCCUUCGUUGCCGCCUAUUAGGGACAGCAUUUACGACGACCGAAAUAUCUUCCUUGGUUCUGCAUCAGCACUUGGUGUUCGAAGAUUUCCACGACCACGAGCGGUCCAGGACCUGGCAGGUGCUGAAAGGGAGCACCUCCGACAAGUGCGAAGCUUUCCACCAGAUCAUGCACAACAAAAUGAGUGCGAGGACGCCUCACACACAUCCAGUAAGACUCCAAGCGCCGCAUAUCCUGCAAAACUCCUUCCCAUCACCUCCCAGGACAGUCUCCCGCCCACGGCUGACAAAGUCGCAUUGCGCAAACUCCAAGGCCUCACUAUUUCCACGCAGACUACUGACAGCAGUAUCACAGCCAACCAAGAGCAGCAAGACGCGCGCGACAGCGGUAGCAGCAGCGUUCCUUCCGAUGCCGCGCACAUGAUGGCAGUGACAGACGAGGAGAUGAUGCUCCUGGAUCUGAUGCGUCGCAAAAGAAUGAUGAUGCAGCAAAUGUCCUUUACCGAGGGCUAUCAGCUAGCGAUGAAGACCGAACAGGAGCGACUGGCCAAGCGCACCGAAUCUGCUGAGCUGAGGGCUCUCAAAGCUUUGCGGAAACGAGAGGACGAGCAACGUGACAGUUCCAUGUCAUCUGUCGGCUCACCGACGUCAUCGCAGAGUGCGCCCGACAUGCGCAGGCGAUUGAGCCAGAUCCGCAAGGAACAAGUUGACAAAACAUUCCACAUCCAACGCUUCUUGAGCAUGUCUCAGCCGCAGCCACUUGCGUCUCAUCCUCCAGAAAUUGAGACUACACCUGUGGGUGACUUGUUACCUUCUCGACGUCCCAGCGGUGAACUGUUGCCGGCUACGGUCUAUUCUCCAGCGUCCGCUGGAACUACAAGCAACGUCAACGUCAGGCCUGCCAUGAAACAAGGAUCAUUCGCAUCCGACGAAGAGAUCAAGAGGAGGGUCCAGCACUUCAUCGAGACCAAAGGCGCUCCACCUCCACUCAACACAAUGCCGAAGACCAUGCAAAGGUUUGGCAAGCGCGGACCAGCAAGCAUGCCGCCCUCUCCGGUGGUCGAAGAGGCGGAACCGCCUGCUGUGCCCAAGAAAAGCCCCGACCGCUUCAAUCACGGACGAAAUUUCUCGGCGGUAUCGCAACUGACACGCAAAGUGUCGUCUGUCUCCCUUAAUGACCACGAGCCUCGAGAUGUCUCCCCUGUGUCGGCAUUACCAUCGAGAAAUAACACUCUGCGAGACCCAUUUCCCGUGACGAACGGGGAAGCCCCACCUCCACUUCCAGGGACUGUAGAGAAGGCACAAAAAGAACAGGAAUACCCACAAGCGAACUUGGAACGCAGCACUACCCUUGUGUCACAGCUCACAUCCUCUCCAACUGGCGUCAGGAACAGUCCUGUCUCACCCUUCACAAACAUCAUCAACGCUGCCACCGCUCCAAAGCCACUCAGCGCAGCCACAGCCAACUGGACACCCGCGGGCAAAGCCCGACGCAUACAGGUGAUUGCGCGGCCGAAGCCAGUGGAGAACAAGCGACAAAGCACAAUGUAUGCCGUCCCCACCGACGACAAAUCAAAUGGCAUCAUCGUCACCGAGAAACCCGUGCCGGAGCAAGAGCCCGAUAAGAGUCCCGAGCAAAGAACGAAGACGGGCAAGGCAGAUAAGGUCGUGUCUUCUGCCAAACCUGUCUGCAGGUUGAACACCGUUGAGGCAAUUGACCAGCACGGUAGCUUAAUCAGUAUCACCAGUGCCGGGGAAGAAGUGCUCGCUGCCUGGGGCGACCUUGGCGGAGGGCCAGGCUCGCUGCGCACGAAGCUUCGAGUGAAGCCUUCUGGGCCGCUAUCUGGUAUCAUGAAUUCGCCCCCGCCACGAUAG